AUGGUUUUAUAUCGACCACCUGGCAAUCAAUCUUUUUCUGCCUUUCUCGACGAAUUUUCUGAGCUUCUUGAUAUGACUCUCCUCAAGCCAUCUCCUAUUUUCAUCACAGGCGAUCUGAACAUCCACCUGGACAGUCUGUCCUCACCGAACACACAGAAGUUCAAAGAUCUCCUUAGUAGUCAUGGUGUAUCUCAAAUUGUCACCUCUCCUACCCACGACAAAGGUCAUACACUUGAUGCAGUCAUCGUGAGGAACUCUGAUAAUCUGCUUUGCUCUGGUCUGAAGGUUAUUCCUGGUAUUUCAGACCACUCUGCCAUCACCUGCCGGCUUCGUCAUAAAAGGCCUCUUCGAACUGACUCCACGUUUACCUGUCGCAACAUCAAGGCAAUAAAUAGAGAAGCGUUUGCCAAUGAUGUUGCCAGCUGCACCAUUACAGCCUCUGAUACGGACAGUGUAUGCAAUGCUGUGCAAUUGUACAAUCUUCAGCUCAGCACACUCCUGGAUUCUCAUGCACCGGCCAAGACGAGAACCAUCAAGAACCGUAAUGACUGUCCUUGGUUCAAUCCUGAUAUCUCCGCAGCUAAGAGGAAACGCAGGAGACUUGAACGUAAAUGGCGUUCCAACGGUAAGCUACACAUCGACAGAGAACUAUGGUGUGCUCAGAAGAACUUGGUAAACUCCAUGCUGAUGAAGGCGAAACGCUCACAUUAUGUUGGUCUCGUUGACGACUGUGGUAGCGACUCACGCAAGCUCUUCUCUCUUGCUAACCGUCUUUUGAAUCGAAAGAAGUCUACCCCUCUACCACGUCACACUGAUAGUCAUGUUAUGGCUGAGACGUUCAUCCAGUUCUUCCAAGCGAAAGUUCGGACUAUCUGCGACACUCUUCACCCAGAUGAGUCCUGUCCUCAACCGUUCACUGCGACCUUACUUGAGACUCUGCAUCCUACCAAUCCAGAUGAGAUUCAAUCAAUUCUUAGGAAAAUACCACCUAAAUCAUGCCAGUUAGACCCGAUUCCUACCAUUUUGUUAAAAGAAUGUUGCACUACAUUUGCUCCCAUUAUUUCUCAGAUAGUUAAUUUAAGUAUUGAUCAGGCUGAAGUUCCUACUUGUUUGAAGGUUGCCUAUAUCACUCCACUACUGAAGAAAAGUUCUCUUGAUCCAGAGGAGAUAGCGCGAACGCAGAUCUCCGCUACCAUAAAUUAUACGCCCGAGUUCCCCACGUUUGGGGGAAUCGCAAGGUUCAGCAAGCCGGAGUGCAAUGGCAAGCCUCGCCCUGGGGGUGCAUCCUUCUUGAUCAAUGCGACCCCUGCGCCAGAUAUUGAGACCGGAGCAAUUUUCGCAGGAGCAUAUGUCGUGUCACCAUCGACAGAUCCCUUGCCUAAGUACUAG
Messenger RNA from Lytechinus variegatus (green sea urchin), 1389 nucleotides. RefSeq lists its product as uncharacterized. The transcript has 3 exons. NCBI's taxonomy places the organism in Eukaryota, Metazoa, Echinodermata, Echinoidea, Temnopleuroida, Toxopneustidae. Bases 1 to 1389 code for a protein of 462 amino acids. The record is from RefSeq and is a predicted model, not a curated record. Gene Ontology annotation, molecular function: catalytic activity.